Paramacrobiotus metropolitanus is the source of this 1395-nucleotide messenger RNA. RefSeq lists its product as uncharacterized. The record is from RefSeq and is a predicted model, not a curated record. NCBI's taxonomy places the organism in Eukaryota, Metazoa, Tardigrada, Eutardigrada, Parachela, Macrobiotidae. Bases 142 to 1395 code for a protein of 417 amino acids. The transcript is spliced from 7 exons.
CGAACCUAUAUCCUAUUGCUGCGCAGCGGUCUUUCCGUGUAUACGUCACAGCCCGUGCACCUCCAGCUUCUUCCUCUUAUUCAGCAAAAAUUUACUAAAAGCUUCCAUUAUCAAUAUGAUGACAGCAAGAGUGUGGAUGUGAUGCUGUGGAACCCGGAUCUGGAUACCGGGACAAUGAUCAGUUUCCUGGUACGUCUCCUGAUAAACGGCAAGGUCGUUGCUGUCCUGGACGCACGCCUGCCGUAUACCGAUGCAAUCUACCCGCGACUGUUGCGAGCGUUCGGGUCUGACGCUUACAAACCCGAAUAUCCCUUCAGCCGUCAACUAUACAUCCGUCGACACCCGAUUGUUCUCAGUCCAUCGCUGGAACGAGAAUGUCAUGGGAAGAACGAUGAUGUGGAAGUGUGUCGCUGGAAGGACACAUUUAGCGUGACAACGCUAUCAUUAUCCAGUGAACUGCCGUCAUCCGAAGCGGUUCAGCAAGCAAUGUCAUCGGCUUUUUUUCAAGCUAAUCCACACUCAAUUGCACCGGCGUCCUUUGCCAUCACACUGACCAAUAAUCAGGAACAAAAUCUUACACUUCCGGGGCAUAAUAUUGUGCGCUAUACGUUCUCGUUUUCCUAUUACAAUCUGACGCGCGGAAAAUUUUGGAAUGUCUGGAGAUUUCCUAGCAAUGAAACAAUCGCGCAGACGAUAGCAUCUCAACUUCCGGGGAAGAUUUGGGUGUUCGAUCCGUCGAUGACAUUCACUAUGUACAGCAGCGAACCCAUUAGCUCGCAGCUGCUACCGACACUGCAAGAAACCAUGCAAAGGGCCGCUCGAGAGAUAGUCAUCUGGAAUCCUGAUUCCAAUGGAACCGUCAUCAACUUUCUCGUCAUCGAUUCUGAAGUACUGCCGAGUGGAAUUGUGGAUUCACAGCGGGAAAGCAGCGAUUGGAUCUAUCGACAAGUCUCCGGGUUGCAGCUGGACAGGAACACGAUGAAAGUUGAUACGAUAUUUGAUACAAGAUUCAUUUAUCUGGAUAGCGACGACACCGAUAAUCCGAUGGCAGCAGUAUUCAAUGACGGCGCCAGGGAACCCAUCAUACCAAACAGUGACAAAGCCGGCAAUCCCAUUACACUGAGUCGGCAUCCGCCGGCAACGUUGGACCAUAAACAGAAUGAUACUGUUAAUGACAAACAGAAUGUGCCGCCUCACGAUAAAUGCAGUCAGGAGGAUGCUGACGAGAGCUGUGCCUUGCCGUCUGUCCUUUCCUUGUUUGUGAUGAAAUCAUCUUUUCCUUACACCAUGGAUUCCGAUGACGUUCUGCGCGGUGUGGGUGAUGCGUUCGCGGAAGUUAAUCCAGUCUCCGUUGAAUUGAAUAUCACACUGACGCGCCGCACCGAUGGAUUUUGA